Gongylonema pulchrum is the source of this 117-nucleotide messenger RNA. The record is from the annotation of a GenBank genome assembly. NCBI's taxonomy places the organism in Eukaryota, Metazoa, Nematoda, Chromadorea, Rhabditida, Gongylonematidae.
AUGACAAUUUCAUCGCUAUCGAUGACAUUGUCUAUGAUGCGACGUUUUGUACGGAAGCAACAGAUGCUUGGGAUCUUGGCUCCAGUUUCUACCCAUCACCAAUGCUCAGUGCAUUGA